GGGAAACAUUUAUGUAACCCGCUUUGUUUAUUAUUGCAUCUGCACUCACCUGUUAAAAUGGGGUUUUUCCUCUCCAAACAGAAGCACUUGUAGAGCCAUAAAUAGAAAUAACACCAUGACGCGCAAGGGGUCCCCAAAAAGCCGGACCCACAUGUCGCACUUACGCAAUUGAUCUCCAUCAAAGCGUGAGGAGCGCUUAUUUAAGCGCAGCAGGCAGGAGGAGCGGGGAUGAACGCGCACCAUCUGUCUGCUCCACUGACCGAGAAACCUUCAGCGCAGACCGGCCACAUGAAGACCGACGGCGCGGCGCAGACGCUCAGCGGCAGGAAGCAGAGUCUGAUCGAGGAUGCGCGCAGGGAGCGCAUCAGCAGCGGCUCCGCGGGGCCCUCACCGGGGCCCUCACGGUUCGGAGACGGAUCCGUGUUCGAGGAGAAGGACGGAAGAAUGAGCGUGAACGUCCUGUUCAGCCUCAGCAACGAGAAAAACUCCGGAUUUUUCCAAACAGGCAAAAUAUUCCAGACGUUUGAGGCCAAACUUCUCCACGUGGAGAGCCGGCCAAAGAGGAAGUCGAAGGAAGGCCUCCCUGACCUGGAGUUCCUCAUCCGGUGCGAAGUCCAUCGCUCGGACCUGGACGUGUUCAUCAACUCCCUGAAACGGGUCGCUGAUGAUGUUCGCUAUCUGCCUGAGGAAAAAGCUCCCUGGUUUCCCCGGCAGAUAAAGGACCUCGACAAGUGUAACCUGCUGAUAACUAAAUUUGAUCCUGACCUGGACUGCGAUCAUCCUGGAUACAAUGACUUGGAAUACAGAAAAAGACGAGCUGUCAUCUCUGAGCUGGCCUUCAGAUACAAACAAGGCGACCCGCUGCCCUCGGUGGAGUACACAACAGAAGAAAUAUCCACAUGGAGGAAGGUUUACCAGCAGCUGAGGAGCAUUUAUCCCAGUCUGGCCUGCAGGCAGUUCCUGGAUGGUCUGCAGCAGCUGGAAAAGGAGUGCGGAUACGGAGAGGAUCGCAUCCCUCAGCUUGGAGACAUUUCUGCCUUUCUGAAAGAAAAAACUGGUUUCCAGCUGCGCCCGGUGGCCGGCCUGCUCUCAGCCAGAGACUUCCUGGCCAGUCUGGCCUUCAGGGUCUUCCAGUGCACCCAGUACAUCCGUCACUCGUCUUCCCCCAUGCACUCCCCUGAACCGGACUGCUGCCAUGAGCUCCUCGGACACAUCCCCAUGUUGGCAGAUAGGGAAUUUGCACAGUUUUCCCAGGAGAUUGGACUUGCCUCACUUGGAGCUUCAGAUGAGGAGAUUGAGAAACUUUCAACGCUCUACUGGUUCACUGUGGAGUUUGGCCUCUGCAAGCAGAAUGGAGAAGUGAAAGCUUACGGUGCAGGUCUCCUUUCCUCAUAUGGAGAGCUUGUUUAUGCCCUGUCAAACAAACCAGAGUACAAGCCAUUCAACCCAGAAGAGACAGCUGUGCAGCCGUACCAGGAUCAAACCUACCAACCGGUUUACUUUGUGUCUGAGAGCUUCGAGGACGCAAAGAUAAAGCUGAGGAAAUACUCUGCAAGCAUCAAGCGUCCCUUUGCUGUCCGCUAUGACCCUUUCACCUGCAACGUGGAGGUUCUGGACCAGCCAAGCAAGAUCCAGAACGCUUUAAGCCAAGUCCGAGAGGACCUGAAGACCCUCCACAGCGCUCUGGAGAAGCUCAGCUCAUCCUAAGUCCAAAACCUAAUCAUCUCCAGAGAUCAGACACAGAAACCUGAAGGAAGGCCAAUUAUUUUUUAAAGUGGCCUGAGUAAACAUUCCCAAA
Molecule: messenger RNA, 1798 nt
Organism: Cyprinodon variegatus (sheepshead minnow)
Lineage: Eukaryota; Metazoa; Chordata; Actinopteri; Cyprinodontiformes; Cyprinodontidae
Gene: th2
Product: tyrosine 3-monooxygenase-like
Exons: 12
Coding region: 229-1707 (492 amino acids)
Biological process (GO): dopamine biosynthetic process from tyrosine
Cellular component (GO): axon; perikaryon; cytoplasm
Molecular function (GO): iron ion binding; tyrosine 3-monooxygenase activity
Source: RefSeq, a predicted model, not a curated record